CUGUCAAGUUACCUUAUUAUUAAAACCGUGAGAAAUUUUAUUUUUCAGAAAUGUGAUUAUAAAACAGAGGACUUCGACUACUCCUCCUCCAUCUUCUCCUCUGAAUUGAACAAAGAAUGGAUAUCUCAGGCACCAAAUUAUCCUACCCAGAAAGUGCUGGAGACCAUUUUGACAGGGCAAAAGAGGUACAGGCUUUUGAUGAUUCGAAAGCCGGAGUCAAAGGGCUAAUUGAUGCCGGAGUGGUAAAAGUCCCAACGAUAUUCAUUCGCCCGCAGGAUGAACUGUCUGAGGAUUUGAAAAGUCCACCGGUAGAGAUGCAAGUGCCGGUCAUUGAUCUCGGGAGCAUUGGAGAACAUCAUAGUCGGGAAAGAGUUGUGAACGAAAUCCGGCGUGCGUCGGAGGAGUGGGGAUUCUUUCAAGUCGUCAACCACGGAAUCCCGUUGACUGUGCUGGAGGAAAUGAUUGAUGGAAUAAGAAUGUUUCACGAGGGCGAUCCGGAGGUAAAGAGAGCGUUGUAUUCGCAUGAUCGGACGAAAAAAGUGAGAUUUGAGAGUAACCACAGGUCAAAACAUGUGAAUUGGAGGGACACCUUGACCAUCUCUAUGCCUGUUUCUGACCAUCUUGACCCUGAUGAAAUUCCCAGAACCUGUAGGGCUUCAACAAUCGAGUAUAUCAAGCACGUUACCUACCUGAGACAUACUCUAUUUGAGUUGUUAUCAGAGGCUCUUGGCCUUGCACUUGACCACUUAGCCGCCCUAGAGUGUGCUAGAAGCGGCACUUUCGUCUGCCAUUAUUAUCCAGCAUGCCCAGAGCCAGAGCUGACUUUAGGAACUGGCAAGCACUCAGAUCCUGUCUUCGUCACUGUACUCCUACAAGACCAACUUGGAGGCCUCCAAGUCAUGCAUAAAAAUCGGUGGGUUAAUGUUAAACCGAUUCCCGGAGGUUUGGUAGUUAACAUUGGGGAUCUUCUCCAGAUCAUAUCUAAUGACAAGUUCAAGAGUGUUGAUCAUAGAGUGUUGGCAAACCGUGUUGGACCGAGAAUUUCUGUGGCAAACUUUUUCACUGGGGUUUUUGAUCCUCCAAAGGUCUACGGCCCUAUAAAAGAACUGAUAUCAGAAGAAAAUCCUCCAAUAUAUAGGGAUUUUACGGUAAGCGAUUACAUUGGAAUUUUCUUUUCGAGGCCGCUUGGCAAGCCUGGGCUCGACUAUUUGAAGAAAUAACCCCAGUAGGAAUUACAGGGAUUGCGUUUCCACACACCACAUUAUGUAGUAUAUGAAUAAUGUUUCUGUACGGUUGUAUUGUGAUGACCUUUGAAUUGUUCCUUUCUACUACAGUAGUACUUUGUAAUUCAAAUUAUAUAAGCUGUCUUCUUGUUUUCUGGUACUUUAUACGGACAAUAAAACUACCAAUGCAUGCAUUCUAUUGGUCUUCUAAA
Molecule: messenger RNA, 1435 nt
Organism: Rhododendron vialii
Lineage: Eukaryota; Viridiplantae; Streptophyta; Magnoliopsida; Ericales; Ericaceae
Product: 1-aminocyclopropane-1-carboxylate oxidase homolog 11-like
Exons: 3
Coding region: 117-1220 (367 amino acids)
Source: RefSeq, a predicted model, not a curated record